Messenger RNA from Cavenderia fasciculata, 705 nucleotides. RefSeq lists its product as uncharacterized. Lineage: Eukaryota; Evosea; Eumycetozoa; Acytosteliales; Cavenderiaceae. The transcript has 5 exons. The coding region runs from base 1 to 705 and encodes 234 amino acids. The record is from RefSeq and is a predicted model, not a curated record.
AUGGGAAAUGUAGAGUCAUAUAUAUCAGAUGAAUUUAAAAGAGUUAAUAAAUCAAAUAAUGGUUAUAUUGUAUUAGAUCAAUUAUUAGAGAUGCAACCACCAAGAGAAUGUACAAUAGAUACUAAUCAUUUAGGUACUCUAUUUGCAAUAGAUAGGCGACUGACAGGACGGUUCUAUGAAAAGGAUAUAAUAGAGUUUGCUCGGAUCUAUGCAUCACAUCUCUUUCAACAGCAACAAGGUGGUGGUAGUAAAGAUGACUUUCAUUCAAAGUUUCAAGCAUACUGUACGCUAAAGAUGUGGAAUGAAAUAUCAAAACCAGAGAAUGGUACAGAGAUGUUUGUCGAAUGGUUCACUAAACUAUUUACAGAGAAUCCAAGCUACUCCCAAUCCUUUUCACGUCAUCCAGAUAUCAUAUUUCUCACAAGUGAUGCUGUAAACAAAAUGUAUCAUAUACUAUCAAUUAAAAACUAUUAUGGAGGUGAUUUUAGAAGUUUUUUCGAUCUAAUGCAAAGAACUGCAGAGGAACAAGGUACGAUGAAGUUGGAUGAAGACCUUGAUGAUCUAGUUCCACUUCCAGUACUAAAAUUAUUUUCAAAAGAGUUUAUAAAUGGUUUUGUUAAAUUAAUGAUCAAUCCAAUCACUAUCCUAUCACUAUCACUAUAUAUGUAUGAAUUGGGAUUUCAACCAGAUAUGCCAAUCGAAUAG